Messenger RNA from Fusarium fujikuroi IMI 58289, 531 nucleotides. RefSeq names its product related to cholinesterase precursor. NCBI's taxonomy places the organism in Eukaryota, Fungi, Ascomycota, Sordariomycetes, Hypocreales, Nectriaceae. The transcript has a single exon. The record is from RefSeq and is a predicted model, not a curated record. Bases 1 to 531 code for a protein of 176 amino acids.
AUGGUCCCUUCUAUCAUCGGUGCCACAACCAACGAGGGAAGAGCAUUUGCACCAGCUGCAUCCUCAAAAGUAGAAGUCGAGGAUUUUUUCAAGGCCGAGUUUCCGCUUCUUGAAUCAACUCAUAUGGCUCAGAUCACAGCCUUAUACCCAGGUUUGGCAGAUACAUGUUCGAAAGCUGGCUGUUUCAAACGACCCCUAAGCGAUGCAUACGAAGACAUGAGGUUUCAAUGCUCAGGCAUCUCGUUCCCAGAAUCAAUCUCCCGCUGGAUGCCAAAGAAAACGUGGAACUACUGGUAUAACGUCGAGGAUCCAGGUUUUAUGGCUCAGGGGAGAGGUGUAGCUCAUUGUGACGAGGCUCAUGCAAUAUGGGGGCCUGGCAAUGGAGGCUCCGGGGCAGCCCGAAGCUACUUCCCAGGUGGGAUCAAUGCUUAUGCAGUCAACGUCAUUCAAGGCUGUUGGAUAAGCUUCAUUCGAUCUUGCAACCCAAAUAAAUACAGGCUUCCUGAUACAACGAUGUGGGGAGUCUAUUGA